UCCUUCCUAUCCAACCCGCGCCGCCGCCGCCUCUGCUGCCGAGAGCGAUGGCCACCACCCCCGCCGCCGCGGCCGCGGCCGGGACCGUCUCGUCGUUCGCCUCGCCGUCGUCCUUCUCCUCCGUCAAGGCAUCGAAGACCGACCGCCUCCGUCCGGCGAGGAGGGCGGCCGUCCGAGUCCGCUGCGUCAGCAGCCCUCCGGCUACCGAUACAUCUUUCAAGACGAAGGUGCCGCGCAAUGCCAAUAUGGCCAAGCUCCAAGCAGGCUAUCUGUUUCCUGAGAUUGCCAGGAGAAGAACAGCUCAUCUGCUGAAGUAUCCUGAUGCGAAGAUUAUAAGCCUUGGGAUCGGUGACACUACAGAGCCCAUUCCAGACGUUAUAACUAAUGCCAUGGCAGAGAGAGCACAUGCUUUAUCCACAGUUGAUGGUUAUAGCGGUUAUGGAGCUGAACAGGGUGAAAAGAAACUAAGGGCGGCUAUUGCUGCAACCUACUAUGCAGAUCUUGGUAUUGAAGAGACGGAUAUAUUUGUCUCUGAUGGUGCGAAAUGUGACAUUUCUCGUCUGCAGGUUCUCUUUGGAUCUAAUGUGAAGAUUGCAGUUCAAGACCCAUCAUAUCCUGCGUAUGUUGAUUCAAGUGUUAUCAUGGGGCAAACUGGCUUAUAUCAGGAGGAUGUUCAGAAGUAUGGAAAUAUCGAAUACAUGAGAUGCAGCCCUGAAAAUGGAUUUUUCCCUGAUCUGUCAAGUGUUCCACAAACAGAUAUAAUCUUCUUCUGUUCACCCAACAAUCCUACCGGUGCUGCUGCAACACAGGAUCAGUUAACAAAACUAGUCAAAUUUGCGAAGGACAAUGGAUCCAUCAUAGUCUAUGAUUCUGCCUAUGCUAUGUACAUAUCAGAUGACAGCCCAAAAUCAAUCUUUGAGAUUCCUGGAGCAAAGGAGGUUGCUAUUGAAACAGCAUCUUUCUCCAAAUAUGCUGGAUUCACUGGUGUGCGUUUGGGUUGGACUGUGGUUCCUAAGGAGCUCCUUUUCUCAGAUGGGCAUCCAGUUGCUAAAGAUUUCAACCGCAUAGUCUGCACUUGCUUUAAUGGUGCAUCAAACAUUUCUCAAGCCGGUGGUUUAGGUUGCCUAUCUCCAGAGGGUCUAAAGGCCAUGAGUGACGUUGUUGGCUUCUACAAGGAAAAUACUAAAAUUAUCGUAGAUACAUUUACAUCACUUGGAUUCAACGUCUACGGAGGUGAUAAUGCUCCAUAUGUGUGGGUCCACUUCCCUGGCCGUAAUUCUUGGGAUGUAUUUGCUGAAAUCCUUGAGAAGGCGCAUGUGGUUACUACUCCUGGAAGUGGAUUUGGACCUGGUGGGGAAGGCUUUGUAAGGGUCAGCGCAUUUGGGCACAGAGAGAACAUAAUUGAGGCUGCAAGACGACUGAAGGAGCUGUACAAGUGAGCAGUGGCGCAGGGCCUUUAUAUUCUCCAUCCCUGGAGAAUCCAUAUCAAUAAAACCCAGCAGAACUGGAAUACAAAAUUUACUCUGUUGGUUUAUCAGUAGAUCUUAGAACUGAAACUUACAGUUUGGAUAUUCAGAACUUCGCUUGUUCA
Messenger RNA from Oryza brachyantha (malo sina), 1591 nucleotides. RefSeq names its product probable LL-diaminopimelate aminotransferase, chloroplastic. Gene Ontology annotation, cellular component: chloroplast. The coding region runs from base 48 to 1439 and encodes 463 amino acids. Gene Ontology annotation, molecular function: L,L-diaminopimelate:2-oxoglutarate transaminase activity; pyridoxal phosphate binding. The record is from RefSeq and is a predicted model, not a curated record. NCBI's taxonomy places the organism in Eukaryota, Viridiplantae, Streptophyta, Magnoliopsida, Poales, Poaceae. The transcript is spliced from 10 exons.